GAUUUAUAAACCGCUGGCAGACCUCAGGCAACGCCAUUGAAGGCUGUCACCGCACAGUGUGGAGUCAGCCGACGAGUAACACUGCAGCCUCUCUCCGUCAUCGGAUCACAGCCGCUCAGCAUGCGCUCCCUCGCUGCCGGUCUGCUGGUCCUGCUCCUUUCCCAGGAUGCUUGGUGCGCUCGGCAGGCUAGCCUCGCAACAGGUGGCGCCUACCCGCUGCCCUUCACGAAGGUCGGUGACGAAUGCUUUUACUUGAGUGAUGUCAAGAAAAACUGGAACGAAGCCCGAAGACGGUGCCAGGGCCUGGGCGGAGACCUCGCUGUGCCCUCCGACGUGCCUGCCCUCGACGCCUUCGUGUUCGGCAAAGUGGAGGGCCCCGGGGUGUGGAUAGGCGGCACCGACCAGUACAACGAAGGCGUGUGGAACUACAUCAACGGAGACCCAAUCAAGGCCCAGGACUGGUCUGAGACACAGCCUGAUGAUUAUGGCGGCAGAGAAGACUGCCUGGAGAUCCGAAGUUACUUUGAGCCUCCGGUGAACGAUUACAUUUGCUCCGUGGAACAGCACUUCGUCUGCGAGAUUGAAAUCUCGUGUCCCAAACCUUUCAUCAGGAUAGGAAUGGAAUGCUUCUAUCUGAGCACGACGGCCCUGUCAUGGAACGCGGCCCGUCAGCAGUGCCAGCAAAUGGGCGGCGACCUGGCUGUGCCCUCUGACGUCAUGGCGCUUGACACCUACGUCUUCGCUAAUACAAAGGGCCCCGGGGUGUGGAUAGGUGGCACCGACCAGUACAACGAAGGCGUGUGGAACUACAUCAACGGAGACCCAAUCAAGGCCCAGGACUGGUCUGAGACACAGCCUGAUGAUUAUGGCGGCGGAGAAGACUGCCUGGAAAUCCGAAGUUACUUUGAUCCUCCGGUUAACGAUUACAUUUGCUCCGUGGAACAGCACUUCGUCUGCGAGAUUGGAACAGUUCCUGAAAUCAAGUGUCCCAAACCUUUCAUCAGGAUUGGAAAAGAGUGUUUCCAUUUGAGCACAACAGCCCUGUCAUGGAACGCGGCCCGUCGGCAGUGCAAGCUAAUGGGCAGUGACUUGGCUGUGCCAUCUGACGUCAUAACUCUUGACGCUUACGUCUUCGCUAAGACAAAGGGCCCCGGGGUGUGGAUUGGCGGCACCGACCAGUACAACGAAGGCGUGUGGAACUACAUCAACGGAGACCCAAUCAAGGCCCAGGACUGGUCUGAGACACAGCCUGAUGAUUAUGGCGGCAGAGAAGACUGCCUGGAAAUCCGAAGUUACUUUGAUCCUCCGGUGAACGAUUACAUUUGCUCGGUGAAACAGCACUUCGUCUGCGAGAUUCAGGUUUGAGGGUCCGCAAGAAGAAGAAAUGUUGGGUGGAUCUUAUCUACGACCACAGCGUUUAUUGGAAGUCUAUUCAGUUUCUUAAUCUUACUUCAACUAGUUCUUUGAGGAACACGAUAAGCAAUAUCGCAAUAAAUUUAUUCAGAGAAAGAAAAAAAAUCGUUACAUUGCAUUCGGACCAAGUGUAGGCCUACCUAGGGACAACUUCCUUUCGUAUAUUUUAAUUCGAUAUUUUAAUCUUGGGUACGAUUUCAGGAAAAUGACAAGAGGUAAAGUAAGUACAAAAAUGUGCCAACUCCGUUCUUUUACUUAAAAUGACUGACAAAUUAAUGAUAAAUAAUCUGUUGCUGACAAAAAUGCAUUGAGAGAACGGAACAGAUGCAGAAGUUUGUUAGUGAAACAAGAACAAAAUAACCGACUUUUAUUCUCUAAUCAAACAUGCUGCCACCCUCGGGUUAAUUUCGUACGAGUAUUUUUUUGUACUAACCAAUCCACAUUUAACAAUUACCCCAGGAAAAGCAAAUACAGAUGCCUCUCCUACUCUGUUCUAAUUUUCCUUAACCCAAACACGACAAGAACCCCGGUGCCAUGUGGAACGAGGAAAACAUCGUAAGCGGCGGAAAUAUCCAAUUAGCGUGCACUUCACCAGGACGUCAUCCCGGCGUAUUGCGGGGAGAGGCGGUCUAACAUGACAUUGAUUGUGUAGUGACUUAUUUUAAGGGAGAGUUAGCCCAUCAUUGGCGUCGUCCUCUAGGUUUCAAGCUUAUCCACGUUUCUCCGCCAUUUUCUUUAAACGAUCUCUUUCUUUUAUUUUGAAACGUUUUAGAAAAUAUAAUAAUAAGCAAGCUUAAUUUAGCUCUGUCUUUUGCUCUAUUGUAUAGUAUUUGCAUUUUAUUUACCACCGUUUUCUUUUAAAUAUCAAUUUAUCGUAUAUAUUAUCACUUGAGAUUUUUUUUUUUUUUUUUUUUUUUCAAUGUUGUAAGGUCCAGAGAACCAAAACAUGUUUUUAAGGACAUUGGGAUAAUUUUUAUAACGAACAAAAGAUUCGGCAAUCGCGCUGGUUUAUAUUGGGAAAAUCGCCCUUAAGGAAAUGUGACAAUAAGGAUUAAGGCACUGUAGAAUUAAUAAGCAUAUAUAUAUAUAUAUAUAUAUAUAUAUAUAUAUAUAUAUUACGCUAGAUUUAUUUGGAAUGUAGAAAUGCAUACUACACACAUGUGUAAUAAUUCAACUGAAGUCCUUUUAUUAUGGAAAUAUAAGUUUAUAUAAGUUGUUUAGAAUUGAGACAAUAUAUCUAAAAUAAAAUGGUUGUGCUUU
Molecule: messenger RNA, 2673 nt
Organism: Penaeus chinensis
Lineage: Eukaryota; Metazoa; Arthropoda; Malacostraca; Decapoda; Penaeidae
Product: macrophage mannose receptor 1-like
Exons: 8
Coding region: 121-1365 (414 amino acids)
Source: RefSeq, a predicted model, not a curated record